Hansenula anomala is the source of this 1317-nucleotide messenger RNA. It is a transcript of the gene IDP1, whose product is annotated as isocitrate dehydrogenase (NADP(+)) IDP1. Gene Ontology annotation, biological process: isocitrate metabolic process. Bases 1 to 1317 code for a protein of 438 amino acids. Gene Ontology annotation, molecular function: NAD binding; isocitrate dehydrogenase (NADP+) activity; magnesium ion binding. The transcript has a single exon. NCBI's taxonomy places the organism in Eukaryota, Fungi, Ascomycota, Saccharomycetes, Phaffomycetales, Wickerhamomycetaceae. The record is from RefSeq and is a predicted model, not a curated record. Gene Ontology annotation, cellular component: mitochondrion.
AUGCUACGUUACGCUACCAUUAGAUCUUCUUUGAGAUCUCCAAUCUUGAACGCUAAUGCUUACCGUUCAUUCUCUCAAUCUGCUUUUGCUUUGGACAAAAUUAGAGUUAAAACACCAAUCGUUGAACUAGAUGGUGAUGAAAUGACCAGAAUCAUCUGGCAAAAGAUCAAAGACAAAUUGAUCUUACCAUACGUUGAUGUUGAUCUUAAAUACUACGAUUUGGGUAUUGAAAGCAGAGAUGCAACCAAUGAUCAAAUCACCAUUGAUUCUGCAAAUGCCAUCAAAGAAUAUGGUGUCGGUAUUAAAUGUGCUACAAUCACUCCAGAUGAAGCUCGUGUUAAAGAAUUCAACUUGAAAAAAAUGUGGAGAUCACCAAAUGGUACAAUUAGAAACAUCUUGGGUGGUACUGUUUUCAGAGAACCAAUUGUCAUUCCAAGAAUUCCAAGAUUAGUGCCAGGUUGGGAAAAACCAAUCAUCAUUGGUAGACAUGCUCAUGGUGAUCAAUAUAAAGCUACUGAUCUUGUUGUUCCAGGUGCUGGUAAAUUAGAAUUAGUUUACAAACCAGCUGAUGGUUCAGAAACUCAAACUUUAGAAGUUUAUGAUUAUAAAGGUGCUGGUGUUGGUUUAGCCAUGUACAACACUGAUGAAUCAAUUGAAGGUUUUGCUCACUCUUCUUUCAAAUUAGCCAUUGGUAAACAAUUAAACUUGUUUUUAUCUACUAAAAACACCAUUUUAAAGAAAUAUGAUGGUAGAUUCAAAGAUAUCUUCCAAAAAAUUUACGAUGAACAAUACAAAGCCAAAUUUGAGGAAUUAGGUAUUUACUAUGAACAUCGUUUAAUUGAUGAUAUGGUUGCUCAAAUGGUUAAAUCUAAAGGUGGUUUCAUCAUGGCUUUGAAAAACUACGAUGGUGAUGUUCAAUCAGAUAUCGUUGCUCAAGGUUUCGGUUCAUUAGGUUUGAUGACUUCAGUCUUGGUUACUCCAGAUGGUAAAGCUUUUGAAAGUGAAGCUGCUCACGGUACUGUCACUAGACAUUUCAGACAACAUCAACAAGGUAAAGAAACUUCAACCAACUCAAUUGCUUCAAUCUUUGCCUGGACUAGAGGUUUAGCUCAAAGAGGUAGAUUAGACGGUACUGAAGAUGUCGUUAAGUUUGCUGAAUUAUUAGAAAAAGCUACUUUGGACACUGUUCAAGUUGAUGGUAUCAUGACUAAAGAUUUAGCUAUUGCUACUGGUAGAUCUGAUAGAGAAAGUUAUGUCACCACUAAUGAAUUCUUAGACGCUGUUGAAAAACGUUUAAAAUCACAAGUUGAUGCUUAA